UGAUUGGCCAGAAAAGCAGCCUCAUUGACAGAGAAAGUGUUAGGUAGCUAACGUUAGUGACUUGAACAACUGAGGAGCUAACAAAUAACAUUUUAAAAUGAGAGACGUUACUGGAUAUCUCAAACAACAGCAAAGCAAUAGUACAACGCCAGAGCUCGCCACAGAAUGGCACACGCUAGAGGAUUUACACAACAAAAAAUUGUGGCAUCAAUUGACACUCAAGUUGACAGACUUUGUGAAAGAUCCGUACUUUGCGUCUGGAGAUGGCCUUAUUCAGCUCUAUGAGAACUUCAUCAGUGAUUUUGAGCACAGAAUCAAUCCACUGUCCUUGAUGGAAAUCAUUCUCUUUGUGGCCCGUCAGAUGACAGAUCCCAACACUGCUAUCAGCUUCUUGGAGAAAACAAAAGAAAAGGUCAAAAGCAGUGAUGAAGCAGUCAUCCUGUGUAAGACCACAAUCGGCAGCCUGAAGCUCGAGAUCAAUGACCUCCCAGCAACCAAGAAAAUAAUUGAAGACGUGGAUGAGAUGCUCAACAACCUGCCCGGUGUGACCUCUGUGCAUGGCCGCUUCUACGACCUGUCCAGCAAAUACUACCGCAUCAUGGGGACCCAUGCCCUCUACUACAAGGAUGCACUGCGCUACCUGGGGUGUGUUGAUAUCAAAGACCUGCCAGAGGCAGAGCAGCAAGAGAGGGCAUUCACACUAGGCCUGGCUGGCCUCUUAGGGGAAGGAGUAUACAACUUUGGUGAACUGCUCAUGCAUCCUGUUUUGCAAUCUCUGAGAAACACAGACAAGCAGUGGUUAAUUGAUACACUUUAUGCAUUCAAUGGUGGGAAUGUGGACAAGUUCCAGAACUUCAAGUCUGCCUGGGGACAGCAGCCGGACCUAGCAGCACAAGAGCCCAAACUCAUGCAAAAGAUCCAGCUGCUCUGUGUGAUGGAGAUGACUUUUACGCGCCCCGCCAACAACAGACAGCUGACCUUCCAUGAAAUUUCCAAGAGCACCAAAGUCCCUGUGAACGAGGUGGAACUGCUGGUUAUGAAAGCCCUGUCUGUUGGGCUGAUUAAGGGAAACAUUGAUGAGGUGGAUCAGAAAGUUCAGAUGACCUGGGUCCAGCCAAGAGUAUUGGAUAUACAGCAGAUUAAAGGCAUGAAGGAUCGUCUGGACUUCUGGUGUGGGGAUGUCAAGAACAUGGCCAUCCUGGUGGAGCAGCAGGCCCAGGAUAUCCUUACCUAACCUCUACAUCUAUUUGUACACCUACUCGCUUGUUAAUGCAGCUUCAUUAACAUACGUUUUUUUAUUGGUUAGCAGUAAUGGAAUUGAACAUUUCUUUGUAUUUAAUGUAAGGAAACUGUCCCUAUCAUUUUAUGAUUAAAGGCCAGUGUCCAAAAA
Molecule: messenger RNA, 1390 nt
Organism: Alosa alosa (allis shad)
Lineage: Eukaryota; Metazoa; Chordata; Actinopteri; Clupeiformes; Clupeidae
Gene: psmd13
Product: proteasome 26S subunit, non-ATPase 13
Exons: 13
Coding region: 98-1234 (378 amino acids)
Biological process (GO): ubiquitin-dependent protein catabolic process
Cellular component (GO): cytosol; nucleus; proteasome regulatory particle, lid subcomplex
Molecular function (GO): structural molecule activity
Source: RefSeq, a predicted model, not a curated record